AUGGCAUCUGAUGCACUCCAAGGUAAAGCAGUUUGCGCAAGAUGUAGAGAGGACAUCCAAGACAGGUAUCUCCUCAAGGUAAAUGACUUAUGCUGGCAUGCACGAUGCCUUUCAUGCAGUGUGUGCCAAACAACCCUGAGUGGACACACGAGUUGCUACAUCAGAGGGAAAGAGGUCUUCUGCAAAGUAGAUUACUUCAGGAGGUAUCGGACGUGGUGCUCUUGCUGUGGAGAAACCGUUCACUCUACGGACUGGGUGCGCAGGGCGAAAGGAAAUGUUUACCACUUGGCAUGCUUCUCUUGCUUCUCUUGCAAGAGGCAGCUAUCCACAGGCGACGAGUUUGCUUUGGUUGGGCAAAAGGUGUUGUGUAUAGUGCAUUACGACAGCAUGCUGGACAAACUCAAAGGGGCGGUUGAAAAAGGGAAAACUGUUUGUUCUGAUGGUGCAUUGCAGACAGGGUGUGAAAUAUACCAAAAACCAUCUAAAAGAGCACGCACCAGUUUCACUUCAGAUCAGCUACAGGUCAUGCAGGCUCUGUUUGCCCAAGAUAAUAACCCGGACACACAGACACUGCAGAGACUGGCUGAACAGACCGGGCUUAGUCGACGCGUCAUUCAGGUCUGGUUUCAGAACUGUCGGGCCCGCCAUAAGAAGCACAUUUCUCCACCUCUUUCAGCAAUACCAGCCAGUGAUCUGUCUGCACUCCAGCCGGUCCAUCUCUCCCAGCCCAUGCUAAAUGAGCUGCAUUACACAACUCACUGCUGCACUGACAUGCACACACCAUCAUCUCUGCACUAUCAGCCCUUGCUCUCGCGCCAAACAAGGAAUCUACCAGUCAGCAGCAGCUAAAUCGCCUUGAUUGCUCCUCUCUCCUAUUAAUAACAAUUCAGUUGUAAACGGUGUCUAAAUUAUUGUAGCCAAAUUGUAAUGUCCUCUCUACCUCGGAUACAGAACUAUAAUCAAUGCUGGAGGUAACCAGCAAUAGACACACCAACAUCAAAUUUGUAGAAAAAUUAAAGUUAAAUUGGUAAUUAUGUUUUCUGUAUGCCCUAAAAAAUUGGUUUAAAUGAUAGAUGAAAAUUAAUUUUAAAACUACAAGUUUUGCUGCUGUCACCAGGGACGCAUAGCCAUUUUCUCUUUGUUUGUACAGUGUGCUAAUAAGUGUCUUGACAUUGUCAAUUGGAAC
Messenger RNA from Myxocyprinus asiaticus (Chinese sucker), 1186 nucleotides. RefSeq names its product LIM/homeobox protein Lhx8. The transcript has 7 exons. The record is from RefSeq and is a predicted model, not a curated record. Gene Ontology annotation, cellular component: nucleus. NCBI's taxonomy places the organism in Eukaryota, Metazoa, Chordata, Actinopteri, Cypriniformes, Catostomidae. Gene Ontology annotation, molecular function: DNA-binding transcription factor activity, RNA polymerase II-specific; RNA polymerase II transcription regulatory region sequence-specific DNA binding. The coding region runs from base 1 to 849 and encodes 282 amino acids. Gene Ontology annotation, biological process: forebrain neuron development; neuron differentiation; regulation of transcription by RNA polymerase II.